Molecule: messenger RNA, 1314 nt
Organism: Cajanus cajan (pigeon pea)
Lineage: Eukaryota; Viridiplantae; Streptophyta; Magnoliopsida; Fabales; Fabaceae
Product: S-adenosyl-L-methionine-dependent methyltransferases superfamily protein
Molecular function (GO): S-adenosylmethionine-dependent methyltransferase activity
Source: RefSeq, a predicted model, not a curated record
ACGAGUAAAUGAGUAACGUUUAGCGGUAAUUGAAGGGAAAAAUGAAGUUGUGGUAGUGGGCUAGCAGGCAGCCACGUAAGGUGCAUAUGUAUCACUUGUGAAUGAUGUGUUGAGGAUAAUCUAGCGGUGACAUGGCUUGUGUUGUUGAGUGUGAACUGUGAAACUCCAAAUGGCCAAUUUUGUUGGACUAAGGUUGCCAUUGCCAGUGUUGGGUGGUGUUUCUUCCUCUUCUGCCAUUGUGUCUAGAGCAGUAAUAAAAAAGUGGAAUUGGAGACUUAAGGGUCCUCGUCGCGUGCUAUUGGGCUUUGGAGUUUCCUUCUUCUCUCAGUUUAUGACUAUGCUCGCCAACUCCAACUCCAACUCCUUCAUUGCCUCUGCAAGGAUAACGGCUGGCCCCUCUGUGGAUCAGAUACUGAAGAAUGUGGAAUGGCCGGAGCAGUUCCCCUUCAAGGAGGAGGAUUUCCAGCGCUUUGAUGAGACACCAGAUUCCUUGUUCUAUGAAGCACCUCGAUUUGUGACACACAUUGAUGACCCCGCUAUUGCUGCUCUGACUAAGUAUUACUCCAAAGUUUUCCCACCUAGCAACACUCCUGGAGUAAGCAUCUUGGAUAUGUGUAGCAGUUGGGUCAGCCAUUUUCCAUCAGGUUACAAGCAAGAACGAGUAGUGGGAUUAGGCAUGAAUGAAGACGAGUUGAAGAGGAACCCAGUUCUCACAGAGUAUGCUGUGCAAGACUUAAAUGUGAACCCCAAACUCCCAUUUAACGAUAAUUCUUUCGACAUAAUCACUAAUGUGGUAAGUGUUGAUUACCUUACAAAGCCUCUUGAAGUUUUCAAGGAAAUGUGCAGGAUACUUAAACCAGGUGGAGUGGCCAUAAUGAGCUUUUCAAACCGAUGCUUCUGGACAAAAGCCAUUUCUAUAUGGACAUCAACUGGGGAUGCUGAUCAUGUUAUGAUUGUUGGGUCAUAUUUUCAUUAUGCUGGAGGAUUUGAACCUCCUCAGGCUGUCGACAUAUCUCCUAAUCCUGGACGCUCAGAUCCUAUGUACAUUGUGUACUCUAGGAAGCUCUCUACUGCUUUGAGAGAAAUACGAAAUGAGAGUUCGUAGCCAUAUAUUUACUUAUCACUUAUUAGCAGUGAAUCUGAAGGGAGAAUUCGUUGAUGUAAUCAUAUUUGCUCGUUAAUCUUUUUGAUAGCAAUGUUUCUAGUGAGCGAGGUCCUUCAUGGAAAUGUACUCGAAAUCUCUUAGAAUAUAGGAAGAUUUAAGCCUAAUUCAACCCGGAUUUCUUUUUAUUUAUAUAUUAUUUAAUUGUCUAA